This is a messenger RNA of Siniperca chuatsi (mandarin fish), 2802 nucleotides long. It is a transcript of the gene fzd8a, whose product is annotated as frizzled class receptor 8a. The transcript has a single exon. The coding region runs from base 446 to 2191 and encodes 581 amino acids. Gene Ontology annotation, molecular function: Wnt-protein binding; Wnt receptor activity. NCBI's taxonomy places the organism in Eukaryota, Metazoa, Chordata, Actinopteri, Centrarchiformes, Sinipercidae. The record is from RefSeq and is a predicted model, not a curated record. Gene Ontology annotation, cellular component: plasma membrane. Gene Ontology annotation, biological process: canonical Wnt signaling pathway; non-canonical Wnt signaling pathway.
CUCCCGGCCGUUGAUUUGUAUGGGAACCGGGACUAAGGUGGGACGAGCCGACUGGAUGUAGUCGCUGUGUUUUGAAGACAGAAAUAAGGCCCACGUUUUCCCGUUUGUAGCGAUCGGACAGCAGCACUUGAGAUUUCUAACACCAGACUGUCUGAGGAUACUGAGAGCAGUUUCCAGAAGAAGGUGGAUUCUCCUCUCAGCCAUCUUGACUGCUGCUCGCCGCCCUGAAGGCUGUUUUCUCUCCUCCUCCUCCUCCUCCUCCUCCUCCUCAGCUGAAAGUAAACACGGCUUGCACAUUGCUUGCAACUCCGUGCAAGAUCCUGAGAGAAGCGAGAUGGGCUCGCUGCGCGAGAUCUAACCGGACCAGAGGCAAAAGCAAGACGACUGGGAGGAUUUAUUGCUGUUGGUACCAGAGCAGAAGAGGGGGACACGACGCGCCGGAGGGAUGGACCUGUUUGGGAUUUACCUGCUCCUCUCACUCGCUCUCCUGCCCCGAUCCAGCUGCACCACGGCCAAGGAGAUCACCUGCCAGGAGAUAGCCGUGCCCCUGUGUAAGGGGAUCGGCUACAACUACACCUACAUGCCUAACCAGUUCAAUCACGACACGCAGGACGAGGCUGGACUGGAGGUGCACCAGUUUUGGCCUUUGGUUGAGAUUCAGUGUUCACCGGACCUGAAGUUCUUCUUGUGCAGCAUGUACACCCCGAUCUGCCUGGAGGACUAUAAAAAACCUCUCCCGCCGUGCCGGAGCGUGUGUGAGAGAGCCCGUGCCGGCUGUGCGCCUCUCAUGAGGCAGUACGGCUUCCCCUGGCCGGACAGGAUGAAGUGCGACCUGCUGCCGGUGCAAGGCAACCCCGACACUCUGUGCAUGGACUACAACAGAACCGACUCCACCACGGUCUCCCCUGUCCUCUCCAAACCCACCAACCAUCCCGGUAAGGGUUACAAUCCACCCAAAAAUAAGCCUAGCCGCCCCGGCGCGCCUGGGAAAUACAAGCCGCCCGCCGCCCCGUGUGAGCCGGGGUGCAAGUGUUUGGAGCCCAUGGUGCCGGUGAACACGGACCGUCACCCGCUCUACAACCGUGUCAAAACGGGUCAGAUCACCAACUGCGCCAUGCCGUGCCACAACCCCUAUUUUACGCACGACGAGAGAGCAUUCACCGCCUUUUGGAUAGGACUUUGGUCCGUGUUGUGCUUCGUGUCAACUUUUGCCACCGUCGCCACUUUCCUCAUCGACAUGGAGCGGUUCAAGUAUCCAGAGAGACCCAUCAUCUUCCUCUCAGCUUGUUACAUGUUUGUGUCAGUCGGUUACAUUGUCAGACUGAUCGCGGGACACGAGAAAGUGGCGUGCAACCGGGAGUUCGACCUGGAGCACAUCCACUAUGAGACCACGGGCCCCGCGCUCUGCACCGUGGUCUUCCUCCUUAUUUACUUUUUCGGCAUGGCCAGCUCCAUCUGGUGGGUCAUCCUGUCUCUGACCUGGUUCCUCGCAGCCGGGAUGAAGUGGGGCAACGAGGCGAUUGCAAGUUACUCCCAGUACUUCCACCUGGCCGCGUGGCUCAUACCCAGCAUGAAGUCCAUCGCGGUCCUGGCGCUGAGCUCCGUUGACGGGGACUCGGUCGCUGGCAUCUGUUACGUGGGAAACCAGAAUCUGGACAACCUACGCGGCUUCGUCCUCGCCCCUUUGGUGAUUUAUUUAUUUAUAGGCACUAUGUUCCUCCUGGCCGGAUUUGUGUCCCUGUUCAGGAUCCGCAGCGUCAUCAAACAAGGUGGCACCAAAACCGACAAACUAGAGAAGCUGAUGAUUAGAAUAGGCAUCUUCACGGUGCUCUACACGGUGCCAGCCACCAUCAUAGUCGCCUGUUACUUUUAUGAGCAGCACAACAGGCAGAGCUGGGAGAUCACACACAACUGCUCCAACUGUUUAUUAGAGAGGGACCGCAGGAGCCCGGACUACGCCGUUUUUAUGUUGAAGUACUUUAUGUGCCUUCUGGUGGGCAUCACGUCCGGAGUGUGGAUCUGGUCCGGUAAAACUUUGGACUCCUGGAGGACUUUCUGCACCAGGUGCUGCUGGGGCAGUAAAGGCACCAGCGGCUCCAUGUACAGCGACGUGAGCACCGGACUGACGUGGAGGUCAGGCACGGCCAGCUCCGUGUCUUGCCCCAAGCAGAUGCCAUUGUCCCAGGUUUGAAUGGGGGUGGGGUUGGGGGGGGGGUGGCAAGCUUAUGAGGACUGCUAAUUGUUUGAGAGAUAACCCAUCACUCCCCGUCUUAAGCAAUUUGCAUAGUAAUGAACUGCUGCUGAGGUGUCCCGCCUCACUCUCCCCAAACAUCCACACACACGCACACACACACACACCUCUGUGGAGAGAGCUGGUUGAAACAUUCACACAGGUUAAUUCCUCCCUGUUUAUAUGUAUUAGAGGUACAGACUGAGGCUUUUAAGCAAACUGGGCAUUACUUGCUGUAGGCAGAGAGACAGUUUUGUUCCUAACCAGCUUCAUACAAAGAGCAUUUGGGUUUUUAUUGCCAUUUUAUCUACAUAGUGCCAGAUAACAUUGUAUAAUCCAAUCACAUCAAAGAUGGUUUAAAUUAAGCCUUAAUAGUGCCCAAGUAUUUUACGGGUCAUUCGUUUUGUAAUUUGAAAUGUAUUUAUAUAAAAGCUUUGUAAAAACGUGUACAUUUGUGUAUAAAAGAAACCUUUAUAAGCUAUUGUAAAUUUGUACAAAGUGUAGAUGUCUCUUUUUUUGUGAGAAAGCAAAUAUGACCUCUAUUUUGACAAUAAAAUAUUUGAUAAAUCUCA